Rhipicephalus microplus (southern cattle tick) is the source of this 801-nucleotide messenger RNA. It is a transcript of the gene Shc, whose product is annotated as SHC-adaptor protein. Gene Ontology annotation, cellular component: plasma membrane. Gene Ontology annotation, molecular function: receptor tyrosine kinase binding. The record is from RefSeq and is a predicted model, not a curated record. Gene Ontology annotation, biological process: cell surface receptor protein tyrosine kinase signaling pathway; intracellular signal transduction. NCBI's taxonomy places the organism in Eukaryota, Metazoa, Arthropoda, Arachnida, Ixodida, Ixodidae.
UGCGAGGCGCUCCGCAGCCGCCGAUCGUCGGGUCGCCGGCGCAGCGUCAGCCUAAAUCUCUAGGACUAACGGUCCCCGGCGGCGGCUUGUCUCUCCUUUUCCGGGGAGGUCUUCCGUCGUGGUUCACUCGUCGCCUUCUCGUGGUCGGAUGAUCAUCGACCGCGGGUUCACGUGAUCCGUAACGCGGCGGACUCCCGAGGUGUUUCGGAAAAUUCACGCCGACGUGUGCGCUCUCCGGUCUAUGUUUGUGUGGCACCGGUGGUCUGACGGGCACGGUCUUCAACCAUGCUACGCUGCUUCACGCUGCCGGCUUACCGCACUCUCAAGGAAGAGGAUGCCGACGUGCAGGGCCCCGUUCGUGUCGCCGUGGCCAUCGACCGCACAAGCGGCGGCCGAACUCUUGGCAAGAAGGGCGCCUCCUCGAUUCAGUCGAACGGCGCCGGCACCAAGUCUCCUCCCAAGUCUGGAGGACGUCGGAGGGGCGACCACCAGACUGGGCAGCAGCAGUCGUCCCAGCCCCUCAACAACCAACAGCCGCAGCAGCGCUCCUUGCUGAGCAGCGGCGUCGUCUCCGAGGGCGGCGUCCUGCGCAGAGCGAGGACGGGCGCCGGGGCCAGCGGGACGGCGCAGGGCCCGGGCGCGGGGCCCGCGCCUUCCUUUGUGCGGCACCUCGAGGCCAACCUGCGCCGCAAAGAGGACCCCGCGCUGCUGCUGCACCAGGGCUCCUCCUCCGCCGGCGAAGACGCGGCGCUGCUCGCCGCCGACGGCGCUGAGCGCUACACGCGCCUGCCUCAAGGGUGA